Molecule: messenger RNA, 620 nt
Organism: Leptinotarsa decemlineata (Colorado potato beetle)
Lineage: Eukaryota; Metazoa; Arthropoda; Insecta; Coleoptera; Chrysomelidae
Product: C-type lectin mosGCTL-1
Source: RefSeq, a predicted model, not a curated record
UAUAUAAAUUCAAAUUUUCAUUUUACACAACUCAGUACUAAUUCAAAAUGCACAUCAUUCGCCAAUUUUCUGGUUUAGUGUUGGUAACAGUUUAUUUUAUUUUGGCAAUUAGCAGUUUCAACGUAGCAUUCUGUGGAAGCGACGGAUGGGAAAAGAUUUAUGCGAACAAACAUUCAUCGAUUAUACCUCUCCAUCGCUAUGGAGGAAAAAGCUAUUACAUGGGUACUCAAUUCCACGCAACAUACUUCGAAGCACUUAUGUUUUGUGAACAAAUAAAGAUGAAGCUUUUAACAAUACGUUCUGCCGACGAGAACGAGAGGAUUCACAAAUAUAUCAGAGAAGCCAGCAAAGGAACCGAAUACUGGACAGCUGAUACUCGGUUAGUUGAUGGAUUCAACUUUCUAUGGCUACCCUAUGGAGAACCCGUCAACUACACCAAAUGGUCGAAUGGGCAGCCUUCUGAUGUGAAUGAGAAGUGUUUACAAUUGUGGAUGAUAGGAGAUCGCCUAAAAUGGAAUGAUAGGCCCUGUGAUAUCAGAUUCAAUUUCAUUUGUGACAGAUUUGACUGUGAAACCGCAGCAUCAGUGUAGAUCACAAUAAUCGAAAUUCAAUAUUGAAAU